CUCUCCUCCUCGCUCCUCAGAGGAUCGUUCUACCAGCUCCUCCUCUUCCUCCCCUCCUCCCGCUACCUCCUCGCUCUUCUCCUCGCUCAUCCACAGGCUGAUCGGCUAGAUCACUACACAAAAAGCCCUUGGGUCGCGGCUGGUGGACAUUGCUCUGUGAAGCACGAGGCAGAGUUCGUUUGAAUCCAGCGGGGAGCUUGCGGGUGGAUAUCAGUAGUUGACGAGCAGCGGAUUGAAGGAGAGAAAAUCUAACAGCCACGUUCUGCGAGGAUGAAGUGACCCGACCUUGAUCUUGACGGAGGUAGAUUCGUUUCGAGGAAAGAGCCUUCACCAUGGACGGAGCAGGAAGAGGUCGAGGUCGAGGAUUGACCACGCCCGCAUGGAUGCAAAAGCAGCCCACUAUGUCCCAGGAGCCUCCGCCCUCAGAUCAGACGCCACAGGAGGUGCAGACAUCAGCUGCUACGGAGGAGGAAGUUCCGUCAAACCCUAUGCAGGAAUCGCCUGCCCUUUCAUCGGGAACCUCCGGCCAAGAAUCGACACCAGGGACGCAAAGCUCGAUGGCAGGAGGUUCUAAGGCCAAUUCGACGCCCACAGGGCAGAUGGGCAUGCCGCCUACAUCUCGAGGGUCCAUGAUGCCAGGACAUGGCGGCAUGAAUCCGGGCAUGGGCAUGGGCAUGGGCAUGGGCAUGGGCAUGGGCGCGGGGAGGAUGGCGAUGGCGAAUGCCUUCGGAAUGGGCAUGAAGCAUCCCAUGGGCAUGGGGACACUGAGCGGCAUGGGCCCGAGCAUGCAGGCAAAGCAGCUGCUGGCCAUGUCUCAGACUGCGAUGCUGAUGGGAGUAAGGAAUGCCAUGCAGGGCUCGCGAGGUAUGAUGCCGCAACGUCCGGGUAUGCCUCCUGGUCCCAUGGGGGGCCCAGGUGGAGGACCAGGCGGAAUGAGGCCCGGGGGCAUGGGAGGACCCGGGGGCAUGGGAGGACCCGGGGGCAUGGGAGGACCCGGGGGCAUGGGAGGACCAGUUGGUGGGCCGGGAGGCAUGCGACCUGGAGGUAUGGGUCCAGGCGGGCCAGGCGGGCCAGGCAGCAUGGGACCUGGAGGUCCAGGUGGACCGGGCGGCAUGGGCCCUGGCGGCAUGGGAGGGCCGGGCGGCAUGGGAGGACCAGGCGGAGGGUCGGGUGGUAUGCAGGGAGCAGGAAUGCAGCCACCAGGUAUGCAGAGUCCCAUGUACGGUGGAAGGGGUCAGUCUCCGAUGGGAAUGCCGGCUCCACCUUACCCGGGCCCUCAACCGGGCCAUAUGCCGCCGGCCAUGCCCCCGCAGCAAGGAAUGCCUCCGAUGAAUCCUCCGAUGGGGCAGCCGCCGGGAAUGGUUCCGCCAGGUAUGCCGCCGAGCUUGCCUCAGAAUGGCAUGCACCACCCGCAGGCUAUGCAUCAGCCCAUGAUGCACCAUCCUCCUGCUCAGGCCCCCGUCCAGCACGGAGUCACGACUUCCUCCGGGGUUCAGAUGGGCCCUUGGACAGAGCACGUGGACAAGACGAGCGGAAAGACGUACUACUACAACUCCCUGACCAAACAGUCUGUCUGGACGAAACCGGCUGAGCUCAUGACCCCGGAGGAGAAGGCAGGAAAGUCUGCGAGCGUUUGGAAGGAGUAUCAGACCCCGGAAGGGAAGAAGUACUACCACAACACCGUCACCAACACCACUCAGUGGACCCGCCCUCCCGAGCUCGACGACGGUGAUGAGGGAGCAUCGGGAGCAGCGGCCGAUGCGGAUGGAAGUGUAGGGCGAAAGGGCGAGGCUUCAGGAGAUGGAGGGAAAGAUUUUGACCGCAAGUCAGAGGACGAUAGGGAGAGCAGGGCGUCCUCGAAGAAAGAAAAGGCAAAGGCCGACCCUGUGUGUGACCUCCCGAGGAAGGAGUAUGCGAGCAAGGAGGAGGCGAUGGAGGACUUCAAAGGUCUGCUCAACGAUAAGGUGACGUCCCACAAGGUGACGUGGAACGAAGUCCUGCCGGAGCUGCAGCUGGACGUUCGCUUCAAAGCUCUCAAGAGCACGGGCGAGAAGAAGAACGUGUUUGAGAACUUCAUCGCUAAGAAGCAGAGGGACUGGGUGGACCAGGAGAGGAUCAGGAAGAAGACGGCCAAGGACGAGUUCAACGUCCUGCUGCGAGAGUCCUCCUUCAUCACCCACACUUCGAGGUUCAGAGACAUCCAGGAUCGUUUGAGCAAGGACCCUCGGUUCGGCAAGGUCGAGAGCGAGAGGGAGAGGGUGGAACUGUUCGAGGACCACAUCCUUGAGCUGGAGAAGAAGGAGAAGGAGAAGCUGAAGGCGGCUCGCAGCGAGAACCUUGCCAACUUCCGUGCCCUUCUCUCCGAAGUACCAGAGCUGACGUCGAAGAUGCGGUGGACGGACGUGAAGAGUCUGAUCAAGGAAGACCCUCGCUACCUCGCGCUUGAGGGAGACGACAAGUACCGGCUGGACGCGUUCGACGAGUACAUGGGCGAGCUGGCGACCAAGGAGGCGGAGGAGAAGGAGGUCCAGAAGGAGAUGAGGAGGGCUGCAGAGAAGGAGCAGCGGAUAGCGUUCAACGCGCUGAUGCAGGAGUGCCACGAGAAAGGUCUGCUCAAGGCGACCACGAGGUGGAAGGAGCUCAGAGAGAACGAGGCAGUGGCCAAGGAUGAGCGUUUCUUGGUGAUGGUGGAGCAGAGCAAGACGAGGGCACAGGAGCUGUUCGAGGACUUCAUCGAAGAGCUACUGGUCAAGUACAAGGCGGACAGGCCGAGGCUCAAGGACGCUUACAAGGCCGCGGAGCUGCUGGACAUCUCCAAGUGCACCAUCGAGGAGUUCGAGCAGGCGAUGAGAUCUCACGAGGCUGUAAAGGGCGUGUCUGAUGAGCACGUCAAGCUCUUCUACCAUGAGCUGAAGAAGAUGGCGCAGGAGGAGGUGGAGAAGAAGGAGAAGAAGCAAAAGCGAGCAGAGAAAGACUUUGCGAGGUUGCUCAGCAAGUACGUCGAGAGAGGCAAGAUCGCAGCCGGCGCUACGUACAAGGAAGCUGAAAAGGUCUGCGGGGAGAGAAGCGCAUGGGUGGAAGUGGCAGACGAGAAAAGGACAGAGCUGUUUGACAAGAUCAUGGAGGCGAUCGGCAAGGACGACCUUUACGACGACGACGACAGGUCACGAUCGGCUUCUCCUGCGCGUGAGAAGAGGGAGAAGCGGGCGAACUCGAUAUCCGCCGAGGACGAGGAAAGGGAAGCGAAGAGAUCGCGCGUGGAAGACGAAUGAUGAGUUUCAACUUCAUGUACAUCUUGUAUUCAUUCCUCGUCCUCUUUAUCUCCUCGUCCUCGUCCUCGUCCUCCUCGUCCUUUCCUCUACAUCAUACCCGACACUCCUCUGACCCCCAGUCCUCCUCGCUUUCCUCUCUAUCCACUCUGUUGACUUGCUACACCUACGCGCCCUUCCCGUCCCUCACGGCUCGAUAUCUAUUAAAGAAUAUUGUUUUG
Messenger RNA from Guillardia theta CCMP2712, 3490 nucleotides. RefSeq lists its product as hypothetical. Gene Ontology annotation, cellular component: U2-type prespliceosome; U1 snRNP. Gene Ontology annotation, biological process: mRNA cis splicing, via spliceosome. The coding region runs from base 333 to 3272 and encodes 979 amino acids. Lineage: Eukaryota; Cryptophyceae; Pyrenomonadales; Geminigeraceae. The transcript has 9 exons. Gene Ontology annotation, molecular function: RNA binding; protein binding. The record is from RefSeq and is a predicted model, not a curated record.